AUGAGUCAAGCUGGAGAGAGAGAAUUCACAAAGCUGCUAUCACCUGCAACUGGUUAUGGUGUCGUAGUCGGUCUUGGAGCCGCAUUCGCGGUGCUUAUGAUCGGUUUCACAUACCUUCAACGUCGAUUUACCAGGUUCGACACUAACAAUGCCUCAGAGUUCGCCACAGCCAGUAGAUCGAUUAAACCGGGUCUUAUCUGUGCUGGUAUCGUCUCAGCAUGGACAUGGAGUGCUACCCUCUUACAGUCCAGCGCGGCAACAUAUCAAUCGGGCUUGAGCGCGGCAUGGUGGUAUGGUGUGGGAGGAACAAUCCAGAUCGGUUUCUUUGCAGCAAUCGCUGCGAAGGUGAAAAUGAACGCGAAUGGAGCUACCACCUUCUUGCAAAUCUGUAAAGCAAGAUAUGGAACUGGAUGUCAUAUCUUGUUUACCUUUUACGCUCUGGUGUGUGCACACAUCGUGGCUGGAUCUCUCGUGCUUGGAGCUUCGGCUACUAUCAACGCCCUGACCGGGGCAAGUAUUGAGGCGUGUAACUUCUUGUUACCGAUUGGUAUCGCUAUCUAUGUCAUAGCCGGUGGUCUUCGAGCAACCUUUAUUUGCGACUUCACACAUACCGUCAUUUUGUUCGUGAUCAUUUAUCUGUUCAUGUUCUCAGCAUAUGCGACCUCUCCUGCAUUGGGUUCAAUCUCUUCCAUGUACAAACUCCUGGUUGAAGCAGCUCAAACAACUCCCGUCGAAGGAAAUGAGCAAGGAAGUUACUUGACCAUGAAGUCCAACUCCGGUAUAUUGUUUGCGGGCUGUACAAUCGCAUCUGGGUUCAGCGGCGUGUUCUGCGACCAGGGAUAUUGGCAACGUGCCAUAGCGAGCAGACCGGAAAGUACCACUCGUGCUUACAUGCUCGGUGGACUUAGUUGGUUCGCGAUUCCAUGGGCGUUUGGAACUACCAUGGGCUUGUCCUCUAGAGCACUGCAGAGUACUCCCGCUUAUCCCACUUACCCUUAUGCACUCAGUGCUAGCCAACAAUCGGCUGGUCUGGUAGCCCCAGCUGCUGCAGUGGCCCUCUUAGGCAAAGGAGGGGCGGUUGCUAUCUUGCUUGCUACAUUUAUGGCUGCUACGAGUGCCGCUUCUGCCGAGCUGAUCGCCGUCUCAAGUAUCGUGGUUUAUGACAUCUUUGGGACUUAUUGGAAGCCAUUGUCAGGUAAACAGGUUGUUUUCUGGUCUCAUCUGGUUAUUGCCCUAGCGGCAAUAUGGUUUGGUGCUUGGUCAUGUAUCUUGCACAAAGCCAAGAUCGAUCUCGGCUGGCUCUUCUACAUUCAAGGAGUGUGUCUCACCCCUGCAGUAGUACCCAUUGGAUUAACAGUCUCAUGGGGAAGAAUGUCCAAAAUCUCGGCAUUCUAUGGCACCAUUUUUGGAACUGUCUGUGGGAUGAUCGGUUGGAUGCUCGGUUGCUGGAAGGUAUACGGAGAGAUCAAUACUGUUAAUCUGGCUAAACCAUAUGCUGCGAUUUCUGGUUCGGCUCCCGGAUUGGUAAUGUCCACCUUGGCCACAUUGAUCCUUGCGUACUUCUUUCCUGGAUCGAAUGACUGGACAGCGACUCGAGCGAUCCAUCAAGCGGAUGAUAAAGCCUCCACUGACAGUAAAGGCGAGCCUGUCUCUGCUCAUAUCGCAUCGGCUCCCAUGCCAGAGAAGAAUUUCACAGAUGAGAAACACCAAGAUGCGAAUUCUACUACUGUUCAAACUGUUGAUGUCAAGGCCGAAUCACCCGGCGAGACAAACGAAACAUAUGAGAGGGAGAUCAUCGAAGAACUUGACCUUGACUUACUACAGAAGGUAUUCGUGAGAGCAUCGGUCAUCUCUAGCUCUAUGGCCAUGAUCAUUACCUUUAUCGUUCCGAUUCCAAUGUUCGCUGCGCAUUAUGUAUUUUCGCUUGGAUUCUUCAAGUUCUGGGUCGUGGCGAGUUUCAUCUGGGUCUUCUUGGCUGGAUCAUUUUGCAUAAUUUUGCCGGUCUGGGAGUCGAGAGUAGAGCUAGUAUCCAUCUGCAAAAGCUUACUAGGUUUCGCCAGAAUCAAGACCAAAACAGGAUACUAG
Kwoniella botswanensis is the source of this 2085-nucleotide messenger RNA. RefSeq lists its product as uncharacterized. The record is from RefSeq and is a predicted model, not a curated record. The transcript is spliced from 18 exons. Lineage: Eukaryota; Fungi; Basidiomycota; Tremellomycetes; Tremellales; Cryptococcaceae. Bases 1 to 2085 code for a protein of 694 amino acids. Gene Ontology annotation, biological process: urea transmembrane transport. Gene Ontology annotation, cellular component: plasma membrane. Gene Ontology annotation, molecular function: urea transmembrane transporter activity.